Messenger RNA from Dracunculus medinensis (Guinea worm), 1497 nucleotides. The record is from the annotation of a GenBank genome assembly. NCBI's taxonomy places the organism in Eukaryota, Metazoa, Nematoda, Chromadorea, Rhabditida, Dracunculidae.
AUGAGAAAAUCCGCAAAAACUGAAAAAAACACUAUUAAGGAAGUAAAAUGUAUAACAACAUCGAAUGGAGUACCUAUUUUUAACAAAAACGCAUCUUUAACUGUUGGUCGACAUGGACCAAUGCUUAUGCAAGAUGUCGUUUAUAUGAAUGAAAUGGCCCAUUUUGUCCGAGAACGCAUUCCGGAGAGAGUUGUUCAUGCUAAAGGAGCAGGCGCACAUGGUGUUUUCACUGUAACGAACGAUAUUUCGAAAUAUUGUAAGGCAUCUUUGUUCGCUGAAGUUGGCAAACAAACCGACGUAUUUGUGCGGUUUUCAACUGUGGGUGGCGAAUUGGGUAGUGCUGAUACAUUGAGAGAUCCACGUGGAUUCGCGAUAAAAUUUUAUACGGAAGAUGGAAAUUGGGAUCUCGUUGGAAACAAUACGCCAGUAUUCUUCAUACGUGAUCCUAUACUUUUCCCGAGUUUCAUUCAUACGCAGAAAAGAAAUCCAGUGACGCAUCUCAAAGAUGCGAAUAUGGUUUGGGAUUUCUUUUCAUUACGUCCAGAAAGCACUCAUCAAAUGAUGAUCUUGUUUAGCGAUCGUGGUAUACCCGAUGGAUAUCGCUUUAUGAAUGGUUAUGGAUCACAUACAUUUAAACUUAUUAAUAAUGAAGGCAAACAAGUAUAUUGCAAACUUCAUGUUAAGAGUGCUCAAGGUAUUCGAAAUUUAACGACUGAAGAAGCGAAACGUUUGGCUAGUGAGGAUCCGGAUUAUUCAAUUCGCGAUUUAUAUGAUAGUAUAGAGGAAGGCAAUUUCCCUAAAUGGAAUUUAAUGAUUCAAGUGAUGACAUUCAAAGAAGCUGAAAGAUGUAAAUUCAAUCCAUUCGAUGUUACUAAAGUUUGGUCGCAUAAAGAUUAUCCAUUGAUUCCAGUAGGCCAAAUUGUUUUAAAUAGAAAUCCAACAAAUUAUUUUGCGUUCACUGAACAAAGUGCAUUUUCACCAUCACAUGUGGUACCUGGAAUUAAUUUUUCACCUGAUCGAAUGCUACAAGGGCGUUUAUUCGCCUAUACAGAUGCACAUUUCCAUCGACUCGGUCCCAAUUAUAUUCAGUUACCAGUUAAUUGCCCCUAUCGUUCUCAACCGCAAAACUGUCAACGUGAUGGAUUUAUGACCUUUGCAGUAAAUGAAGGUCAUGGUGCUCCUAAUUAUCAUCCAAGUAGCUUCAGUGAAAUAAAACAAUGUCCAAAAACUAAAGAAGAGAGUUGGUAUAUUGCCGGUGAUGUUGAUCGUUAUGAUGACGGUGACGAUGAUAAUUUUACUCAGCCACGAGAUUUUUGGUUAAAUGUACUUGACGACAAUGCACGAACCCGACUUGUUAAUAAUAUAGCCGAUAGUCUAAAGGAAUGCGUACUAUUUGUACAAAAUAGAACGAUCAAAAAUUUGAUGCAAGUUCACGAAAGUUUUGGCAAUGCUGUCAAAGAAAGAAUCAAAAAACUUAAUAUUUCGGUUCAAGAAUGA